UUUAAACAGAAAUGAUUGGACAUUAAUUCAUAACAUUAGUGCAUUAAUCACGCAGAGUCCUAACCCUGCUCGAACAGUCUUGGAGACUCGUACUUUUUUUUAGGAUUUAGGGCUUUUAUUUGCUUUGAAGCGUUUCCGUUUGGGGGUGCAGGUAUCUCGGGACACACAGCACGUAUGAGACGGUGCUUUGAUUGAAAACAUGAGCCAGAACCUGAGAGAGAAGUUUCCUCCAUCAGAACUCCACAACAGCAAGUAAUACAGACCUCGGUGCAGUCGGGCUGGUUCGGUCACGAUCGACGCUACGUGCUGCCAUGGAGACGUGUUUGAAGUCCUGAUCAGACGUGUCCAGACCUUCUCAUCCAGCGUUCGGCGGCGCACAGCUGUUCCGGCGAGCGAUCGCGGCUCGGUUUGGGCUCUCGGAGAGAUGAUGGAGAAGGAGGCGGGAGACGGACCGGCGGCCGUCCUGAGCUACAACCCGGCCGGGCGGGUCAGGACGCCCAGCCCUACGUCCAUGGUGCCCAUCAACAUCAGGGCUCCUUUCGUGGUGCUAGCGGAGGUGCCUGACGAUCCCGCCAUGGGUGGGGAGGAGCGUGAUGUCACUCCUGACAUCACAGAGAACAUCCAAACAAAAGCCAGCAAACCCUUACUGCCCAAAAACGGGCUGCAGGGCGACGCCGGGCCUCAGAGGCUGGGCAAACGGCGGUACAGCAUGAACGUCGGGUUCAAACACCCCGGCGGGCUUAGCAAGCGCCGGCGCCGCGCCAACUCGGAGUGCGACCCCGUCCUGCCCAGCAACUUCCUGCUGGGCGGGAACAUCUUCGACCCGCUGAACCUCAACAGCCUGUUAGACGAGGAGGUGAACCGGGCGCUGAACGCAGAGACGCCCGAGUCGUCGCCGCUUCCCACCAAGAACAGAGAGCCGGUGGAGAUCCUGAUCCCCCGGGACAUCACCGACCCCCUCAACCUGAGCGGCAAGGGCGGGGACGCCAGCGGGGGCGUCCUGGUGUCGCCCAUAAAGAGACGCCGCCACAGAUACAAGCAGCACGGCGGCGCGAACGGCGUGGACUCGGAGAAAGGGAAGAGCGCGUCGGAAGAGGGUUCGGCGGACGCAGACAAGUCGCCGCAGCCGUACGAGCUCAACACGUCGCUAAACUGCCGCGAAGAGGUCGUUCAGCCCAUCCUGCCUCGACGACGCUCCGCCCCUCAGCCCGAGAGCGGCGCCGGCAGCUCCGCCCUGCCGCCGGCCAAGCACCGGAAGCGCCGCCGCACCGUCAGCCGCGCGGAUCGCCUGUCCAUCACGCCCACCGUUAAACAUCUGGACACGGCGCGGAGCCAGACCUUCCGGACGCCCCUCGUGGGCGCCGGUGCAGGGAGCCACCAUCCCAUAACCUCCCACCGUCCGAAAAAGUGCAAACCCAAACCGCGGCGCGACUUUCACUACGGGACGUACAGCCGUUACUACGGUUACCGCACGCCCACGCUGAACCUGGACCCGCGCCUGUCCGCGUUCCGCCACGAAUGGUUCCGCGGGAAGAGGGUCCUGGACGUGGGCUGCAACGUGGGUCACGUGACCCUCGCCAUCGCCAAGAACUGGAGCCCCGCCCACAUCCUGGGCCUGGAUAUCGACGCCGGGCUGGUGCACGCGGCACGCCAGAACCUCUGCCACUUCCUGUCGGAGCUGCAGAGACAGGAAGUCAGACGAGACGCCGAAGGCGAGCGCGGGGGUUCGGGACGGGCGCAGGCGUUUCCUGUGUCUCUCAGACUGUGCCGGGGCCCCGUGUUCGCUCUGCCCCUGCUGCCCCCCGACCCCGGGGCCUUCCCCAACAACGUGUCCUUCAUGAAGGGUAACUACGUCCCGGAGAGCGAGGACCUGGUGGCAUCACAGCGCGAGGAGUACGACGUCAUCCUGUGCCUGAGCGUCACCAAGUGGGUGCACCUGAACUGGGGCGACGUGGGCGUGCAGCGGCUCUUCAGGCGCGCCUACAGGCACCUCACGCCCGGGGGAGUCUUCAUCCUGGAGGCGCAGCCCUGGAGCUCCUACAGCAAAAGGAAGAGGCUCACGGAAACCACGCACAGGAACUACAACAGCAUUCGGCUCCGACCGGACAGGUUCAGCUCGUACCUCACGUCUGAGGUGGGAUUCAGCAGCUACGAACUCCUCAGCUCGGCCAGCGGCUCCUCGAAAGGGCUCCAGAGGCCGAUCUAUCUGUUCCACAAGGGCCCGACCGCCUCCAGCAGGAAGUGAGCCUCCGUUAGAGAGAGUGGGCGUGUCCACAUCCGCUCCACUCGUGGCGUACGCUCCGGCCGCCGCCCUGAAGCUCCGCCCCAGACGCUGGAGGAAGUCGCAUCGCGUGAGGAUCACCACGGCGACGGCGGAGCAUCAAAAACAAAAAGACUUUUAGCUUCCCGGCUGAACCGGCGCGGCUGUUCGUAGCGACGGUUUAUUUUAAUUGUAGAUAGCUAACGUUAGCAAACGCGCGUCGCGCCAGAGCUGGUGAGGAGAUUCUGGUUCUGACAGACACUGAAGAUUUUAGCCGAAAGAGGUCUGGCGCUGUAGGUCUGCUAGCAAUUUAGCCGCGACUUAGCGUUUUAGCCGCACCUGACGUGGCGAUCAGGGUUCCGUUCUGGGUUUUGCAGCUUCAGGGAACGAAAUUUAACGUUCUGGAAUUAGCACGAGGCAACAAAUCAGGUACGAGUCCAGCCCGUCCAGAAUAACGGGCGAGGAAUUUUAGUGAUAUUGUCAAUUGGGAAUUGGAUAUAUCCACAAAAAAAUAGUGAUGGGUGGCCAAUUGGUUACUUGUUUAAAUUUGUUGAAAUUAAUUUAUACCAAAAGUUUGAGGCUCAGUGGUUUAAGACGCUGGACAACCGCGUCCAAGUCCAGAGCCUUGGGUCUCGAGUCUUGGGUCUGAGUCUCGGUGACACCAAGAGUCCUAAAAUUUGAGCCAGAAGAUACUAAAUUACCACCUUGCUGCUGCAACAGCGACUCCUACUGUCUAGUAGAGGCACUAACACAAGUGGUGGAGGACUGCAGAGAGUGUAGCGUGCUCCUCCACACAUAUUCAGCUCUCUGUAAGACUCUCCUCCACCACCAGAGGCCGCCAGAGUGAACAGAAAAAACCCAAGGACCUAAGUGUGCUUAGCGGAACCGUUUGUCGUUGGUCCUGCUAACAUGAGUGAUGUGGCGGAAUUUUUGGGACGCCUCACUGCUUCAAAAUAAAAAACUGAAAGAAACUGGUGACGUUACAGGACCCUGCCGAUGCGUGAGAAGAGGAGGAGACGUUCCUGAUGUUCAAGUCAUCUCUGCCUCGUCAUGAAAGCUCUGAACUUCACCUAUAACACACACACACACACACACACACACUGAUGGACGAUGCUGAUCUUUUGAAUAAAACGCUGCAGCUUUAUUGUUCAGAUAUAAAA
Molecule: messenger RNA, 3420 nt
Organism: Trichomycterus rosablanca
Lineage: Eukaryota; Metazoa; Chordata; Actinopteri; Siluriformes; Trichomycteridae
Gene: mepceb
Product: methylphosphate capping enzyme b
Exons: 6
Coding region: 425-2245 (606 amino acids)
Biological process (GO): snRNA modification
Molecular function (GO): snRNA binding; RNA methyltransferase activity; O-methyltransferase activity
Source: RefSeq, a predicted model, not a curated record